Molecule: messenger RNA, 1941 nt
Organism: Batrachochytrium dendrobatidis JAM81
Lineage: Eukaryota; Fungi; Chytridiomycota; Chytridiomycetes; Rhizophydiales
Exons: 11
Coding region: 1-1941 (646 amino acids)
Biological process (GO): vesicle-mediated transport; intracellular protein transport
Source: RefSeq, a predicted model, not a curated record
AUGGCUAUGGCGCUAGCUCAAGAACCGGAAACUAUUGUACUGCUGCUCUCCACUCAUCUAUCUCGAAAUGCCGAUUAUAUUAGCAGAUUACUACUCAAGCAUCCAUACAGAACAUGCCAUAUUGUAUCAUCAAUAUCCGAGUCGUUUCAUGCUAUCGAAGUAGCAUCUGAUGAAUCGCUAGUGGGAAUCUGGACAUCAUCCACUACCGUCUCCGAGGACCGUGAGUUUGAUAUAUCCUACUAUGCCACUGUUGAGACUCGACUGCAGGACUGGAUGCAAGAAAGUGCGCAACUCCAUAAAGUGAAUACCAAACAUCGAGACUAUAUUGUAUCUGUUCAACAUCAACCACUUUCGUUUUCCUUGAUAUCAAACGACCUGUUUUUGCUUCCAGUAUCUGCUUUAUUUUUCCCUCGAAUUCCUGCCGUGGGUGAAUCUGCACCUUUAUCAGUAAGCUCUUCGCCGACUGCAUCAUCCAGACUCAGUGCGUCCAAAGCAGAUGAUCUCAAAGUCCGGGAAUUUUCAUGUGCAUUAUCAACUCUUUUGGAUUCUCUUAAUAUCAAAGAAGAUAUAUUUGUAUUGGGAUCUACAUCUCAGCAGAUUGGACGAACAAUUAUCAACCAAUCUGCGUCAUCCCACCGCAGACAAAGUGACAAGACUGCUGCUUUGAUUAUUGUCGAUCGAACACUGGAUUUGGUAUCGCCUGUCAUGCACUCUGACAAUUUGUUGGAUCACAUCUGGUCUACCUUGCCACGCCAGGCAUCCCACAUACUGGACGUUUCUGUGAAACCACAGUACCUUGUUCCUUUAGAAUUAUCAACCCAAAACAAUGUUUUUGAUCACGGGCCAUUUUUAUCACUUGGUCAUGGACUUGAUGAAGAAUGUCUUGAAUUUAUAUCCGUUUUAUUGAGACUUGGAAAAAGAGAAGGACUUGUGGCAGCACGGAGAAGAUUGGUCGAUAUUUUAUCUCAUGAAGUUUCAGAUGUGACAAUACCCAAGGUUCUUGGUCGUGUUACAGUGAAGCAAUUGGAGACUCUGGGUGCUCAAAUGUGUAGCCAAUACGGUAUAUGGAGUUUCAGGGAAGGCAUUGCAAGUUCCAAAUCCAUGUAUGAUGAGUUGAUUGGAAUUGAAAAAGUGCUUUCUGGUUCAAUGGCAGAAACAAUGGAAUCAUCCAUUAUGGUCGAGCAACUAUGCCAGUUACUACAGAAGUUUAUCGACAAAAAGAAGCUGAAAAGCGAGUCUAAUACCAAUGUGGCAUCCGAGAUGAUCACUGCAAAGGAUGUUUUAAUGUUGACAUUGUAUUCUUAUUCAUUGCUGGGCGAUUCAGUACACAUACCUCAGGCUCAGGAAGCCUCACUACAAGAUGCAUUCUUUCGGGCAAUGAUGGCAGUAGGUGUAUUUAUGGUUUACAUAUUUUAUAAUUUACUGAUAAGAAGCAUGCAAACUAUUGUUUUCAUCCAAAAGGCUAGUUCUGGAGCAAAUCCAAAAGCAAUUCGGGGAUGGGUUGUUCGUGUAUUUACUCAAUUGAGGCAGAUCUCACAAAUACGCUCAGAGCUACAUCAUUUUAGGCAUGUGAUUCAACCCCAUCAGCAGCCGGCAUACGAUCCACUAUUAGUUCAGGUUGCCCGAAGAGCAGUGGAGCCAAGUAGUGUUUCAGAUAUGGCAAUACCGAGUCAAAUAGACGAAGACUGGACACAUAUUCCUUAUGGUGGAACGCUAGGAUCAGUCAUGAGUGGGUUUUCUCGGAUGUUGGGUGCGGUGGCUAAAAAGUCUCAUCCUUCGCAGUUCAAAAAUAUAAUCGUCGUUGUAGUUGGUGGUAUUACAUUUGAAGAGACUGGCCGUGUUCGCGACGAGCUCCAAUCUCGUGGCCAAAAUGCACUUGUUGGUAGUACAAACAUUGCAUCAACAGAUACCAUCAUGGCACAUGUAUUCAAAUCAAAAUAA